AUGACAAUACAAGUUAUUCUGUUGUUGUAUUCUGCAGGUCGCCUUCACGGCCAACAGGCCACCGAUGUGUAUGAAGCUGUCUCGUCGACGGGGUGGCCCUCCAGGGGGGUGGAGUGGUCCUCCGAAGCUUCAAUUCAGAAUGUCACCGUCGUCGAUGCCGUGCUUCCGGCUGAUCCGGCGGUGCCGCAGGGCCUUUCCCGCAACACCGUCUCCGUGGGGCCCGUCCCAGCCUCCCACAUCGUGCCAGAUGGCCACUCCACCUCCCUGGAGUGCAGCUUUGAGCCUCCCCAGGCCAACGUCACCUGGGUUCGCUCCUGCUCCCCGAAUUGCAGCCACAGUUCUAAUGUGGCCACCGGGGUCUGGAACCGAGAGGUGUCCGUGGACCGCAGAAAGGGAGUGUCACGGCUCUCCUUCCGCCCAGCGCUCAGGAACGACUCCGGGAUGUAUUACUGCUUCGUGGAGGCGCCGGGUGGCCGGGGACACUCCUGCGGGACGUACCUCUGGGUCCGGAGGGUCCGUCCGGCCGCCUUCCUGAACAUGAGUGAAUCGGUCAAGAACAAGAUCAUCACGGCCGAAGCCUUCUUCCUCCUGGUCAGCGCCAUCGGGCCUGGGCUUUUCCUCCUCUUCAGGAAGCGAUGGGAAAGCGAGCGCCUCUCUCAAGCCAAGAAGAAACCCUACGAAGAGGAGAACCUCUACGAAGGGCUGAACCUGGACGACUGCUCCAUGUACGAGGACAUCUCCCGGGGGCUCCAGGCCACUUACCAGGACAUCGGCAGCGUCAAGGUCAUCGACCUCCAGCUGGAAAAACCCCAGAAGCCCUGAAUGCUCUGGAUUCUGAUCCAUUGGGAAGCCCUCUCUGCAGAGCAUAGGGUUCCUCCCAUUUUGCAUGCAUGCACGCACGCAUAUACGGACCCUUUUUGCAAAGGCUCGUUUCUGCAAAGAAGGACAACCGACGCAAAUGCAAUGCAGCAAAAAGCGCUUCCCUGGCAUUCUGGUCUCUGCAAAAAUAUUCUGAAUGGGACUCUCUUCUUUUCCUUUCGUAUUGACACCUUUCUGGAAAUAUACAAGCCAUCUCCGAGUUGCAAAUUGUUGCAUCCCAGUUCAAGAAACAAGACCAUAAGAUUAAA
Molecule: messenger RNA, 1127 nt
Organism: Anolis sagrei ordinatus
Lineage: Eukaryota; Metazoa; Chordata; Lepidosauria; Squamata; Anolidae
Product: B-cell antigen receptor complex-associated protein alpha chain
Biological process (GO): B cell receptor signaling pathway; B cell differentiation
Cellular component (GO): membrane; B cell receptor complex; external side of plasma membrane
Molecular function (GO): transmembrane signaling receptor activity
Source: RefSeq, a predicted model, not a curated record